GUGUUUUUACUCUCAAACUACACAUUAACUCAAAAUAUGUUAACGAUGCCGAAUAACAAGCCUUACAUUAGUUUUGGAGUUCAAUUUAAGUUUUUAGAGCUUCAAUGACAAUAUCAUAUCUAAGAAGCAUGGUCGUGCUGUACGUUUUAGCAGCACUGGUAGCUGCAAUAUUAUACUACUAUAUUACACAUGCAACAGACAGUAAAUCGAGGAUACUUUCUAGGAUCCCUGGCCCAAAGGGAAUUCCAAUUCUUGGAAAUGCAUUGCAAAUAGAUAUGGUAAAAAUACACGACCAGUUUUUGGGUUGGAGUAAAACAUAUGGAGAAAUAUUCUUGUUAAAUCUUGCAGGAGAAUCUGUCGUGGUCCUCAAUAGCCACGAAGCCAUAAACGAGGCCCUUAUUAGGAAAUCCACUGACUUUGCAGGUCGACCAGGUGAAUCAUUUAGAAUACAAUAUCUUUUCUCCCAAAAGGACAUCAUAUUUAGAGAUUUUACAGAUGACUUCAAACGUUUGAAAAAAAUAGUUUACAAAGGCCUUCGAUACUAUGGCGACGAGAAGGAACAGAUAAUCCGAAUUGCUACAGAGGAGAUUGAUGAAUGCAUGCGCAAGUUUUCGGAAACAGAUGGUAUGGCUUUUGAUCCUGACCCUGCAAUCUAUGUGUGUAUAAUCAACAUACUUGUUGGUUUGAUCGAGGGGAAACGAUUGGAUGAGACGAACAAGCGAUUUGCAGAUUUAGUCGAGAUGCAAGAUGCAUUUACAGCGUCCUUCUCGGCUGGUAAAGGAGCGGAGAUAGAUAUGUUUCCAUUUUUACGUUUUUUCGGAAACGAAACCUUCAAAAGCAUGCAAAAAGGAAUGAAAUAUCGGAAUGACAUCAUGGAGGAAAUCAUUGAAGAUUCCAAGAAAGACUAUGAUCCAGACAACAAACGACAUCUUCUUGAUCACUUCAUAUCCGAGAUGACAUUUCCAGAGGGAUCCUUUGACAAAAAAGCAGUAAUUUACAUCUUGGGCAAUCUGUAUGGUGCUGGACUUGUCACCUCGCACGUAUCUUUUGCGACGUUUCUCCUUACGUUAAUAACGUACCCAGAUGUCCAAAAGAAACUUCAGAACGAGGUUGAUACAGUCAUUGGUCAAAGAGAGGUCAAAAUGGAAUACAGAGAAGAGAUGCCCUAUUUGAACGCAACACUUCUUGAAUUGUUGAGGUAUAUUUCUCAUGUCCCACUCGCUGUUCCACACAAAACUACCGUCGAUACUUCUGUCGUGGGCUACGAUAUCCCAAAGAACACGCAGGUUUUCAUGAACCUUUAUGCAAUGCACCAUGAUGACUCUGUAUUCAGAGACCCAUGGGAAUUCAAGCCAGAACGAUGGUUAGACGAUGAUGGUCAGUUGGUGUCUAUAGAAGAAAGAAACAAGGUGGUGCCUUUUGGUGGUGGAAGGAGGGCCUGUCCGGGAGAGCUUUUGGCAACGACCCGUAUGUUUCUUUUCAGCGCUAACAUCCUCAAACGAUUCAAUAUACUUCCUGUUGAGGGGGAGCCUGCAUGCCCUGACCCACGAGGGUUCAAACUUGGUAUUGUGUUGGAACCAAAUAAGUUUAAAAUUCGUGCAGUCAAAAGACUUUGAAUAUUUACAAAUAUACCGAAGGAUUUGCCUGGAGUGAGAAACUUGGAAACAGAUAGCAAACAGAUAGCAAUAAACUGCAGAAAGUAGAAUCCAAGUUACAUACGUUCAUCUUCGUUCACUCGGCUCCCGUCGGUCGCAGUGAAGACCGAGGGUGCGAAGAUGGGUUACAUAUAUAUUAACUCAAAGAUGGACGCUACAUCACACUUGAUAACCAGUGUUACACCAUUUCAUUAUUGUUAAAAUGGCUCCAAAAUUCAAUGUUAAAAAAACAAAAGCAUUAGAUCAACGAAAAAAAUUCAAAGCAAACGUUGAGAACAAGUAAAAAACGUGUGCCAAAUAAGAAACAUAAUAUGUUGAACUCUAUAUUCAAAAGUGUUAAGUAAUAAGUACAUGACAUCGAACCAACAUUUGUACACAUUUUGUAAAUUUUCAUUUUUGAACUUUUAAUUUUCUAUUC
Owenia fusiformis is the source of this 2073-nucleotide messenger RNA. Lineage: Eukaryota; Metazoa; Annelida; Polychaeta; Sabellida; Oweniidae. The record is from the annotation of a GenBank genome assembly.